Messenger RNA from Dreissena polymorpha, 2392 nucleotides. Its product is annotated as ceramide-1-phosphate transfer protein-like. Gene Ontology annotation, biological process: ceramide transport; intermembrane lipid transfer. Gene Ontology annotation, cellular component: cytosol; cytoplasm; membrane. Lineage: Eukaryota; Metazoa; Mollusca; Bivalvia; Myida; Dreissenidae. The record is from RefSeq and is a predicted model, not a curated record. The coding region runs from base 35 to 667 and encodes 210 amino acids. The transcript has 2 exons. Gene Ontology annotation, molecular function: ceramide 1-phosphate binding; ceramide 1-phosphate transfer activity.
CGAAAGAAGUCGAGCGCUAGUCAUUCGCUUCAAAAUGGCAGCCGAAUCAGACCACUUCGAUCUCCAGCGACUUCAUGAUUUAUUUUACGCCUGUCACGCUGAAGACGGCACGAUCUGCUUAGAUAACUAUGUAAAUGCAUAUGAAGAAAUAUCAAGGAUGCUGAAGUUGAUGGGCACAGUGUUUGGUUUCGUCAACUCUGACGUCAUAGAAAAAAUCGGAAUUUUGAGAGAUUAUCGGAAGUCCAACAUCGGAGACCAUUACAAGACUAUACAGAUGAUGAUUCAGUAUGAAGUGGAUAACAAGUUAACUAGCUGCAAGAAAAAAGCAUCAGGGGCCAGAACUCUUCUCAGGUUACACAGAGCUUUACAGUUUGUUGUGGAUUUGUUACAGACCUUGAAAGAUUCCGAUGAACACGACAAAAUGUCCAAGCUUACAUCAGAGAGCUACUAUCGCACACUGUCGAAGCAUCAUCCAUGGAUUAUUCGUAAAGGUGUGGAUGUGGCCGUCUACACCCUGCCGUCCCGUAAGCAUUUCAUUGAGAAACUGAAAAUUUCUAACUUCGAGACCACUGAAAAGCUGUUGGAAGCGACUGCCUCAAUGGGUCACAGGAUUUUCGAAGUCGUUGAGAAGAUUUACUCAGACUUUGAUCUGCAUCAACUACCAUAGGAUAUUAAUUAGGAAAAAUGUAGAUCUGUAUUGUGAUUUUUCAAAUAAACAUUUUUAUGUUUCAAAUUGUGACAUUCCUUGUCAUACUUCUUUCUUCUAUAAUUAUGGCCAUAAAUUACUGGCUUCACCUCUUUUUUGUGGAUGCCUUUAUCUCUAAAAAUAGGUGAUGCCAAUGAUUAAUGGUUGUGAAUAUGCUUUGACACAUAAACUUUGCCAAGAAUCUUAACAAAUUCAGUAAUAGUAUUCAAUAAAUAUGUCUAAAUCUUUUAAAGCUUUUACCAGAAUGUUUUUGCUUGAAUUGCUGUAACAAUGUGUAUUAAUUUUUUAAAUCACUGACCAUGAUCAAGCACUUAUACAGUUAAAUUGUGUGUUAUUGUGCAAGUCUUGCCAAUACUGGUAGAUUAAAAUGACAUGUUUGCAUUUUCCUCGCACAGAAUUUCCCCGGUUGAAACAUUUGCUUUAAAUGUGAACACAUAUUACAGUAGUGUAGUUAAUAUUGUAUAAAGUUUUUUUUAUUGUAUUGUGAUUAUUCGGGGACUGUGAUACUAUUUAUUCAGAGAAGUAUUUCACAAAAUGUCACUCAGCCAAGAUGAUUGCAUGUGUCCAACUAUAAACAAGUUUACCUGAUGAGCUAUUUUGUGUUACGCCUAUGGAACAAUUCAGUUAAUACCUAUCAAGUAUAGACUUUCCAGUAUGUAGUUAAAAUUAACAUUUAACAUUCAUAGAUUUCUGUACUUCUUUGCGAAUGGCACAUGUCAAAUUUGGAAGAAAAUGCAUUCAUCAGAAUCAAAUUUUCCUAGCUUUGUCAAAGUCUUAUUUAUUUGGCUAGGUUUAAAUAUUUUUCCAAGUUUUUCAGAUGUGAUAUUUUUAUCUUCAGGUAAGGAGUUUUCUUGGUAAGUUAGUUUGGGGAGAUACAUGUAUCCCUUUUGGGUACCCAGUUUAUACAGAGAAAAAACAAAGACAUUUAUUUAUAUUCAACAUGUUAAAUUUUUUGUAACGUGUCUUUUUUUAUCAAGUCUCAUUUUGUCUUUCAUUUAACUAACUGCUAGUGAAGUUUUAAAGUUGCAGACAAUAUCAAAUGCCAUGGGCUUCUGAGUACAUUUAUCAAGCACCCUGGGGAUAUGCAGAUGCUUGUUUUUGCAAAUUACAUGAACUAACGUGUUCAAAUGCAAACGAUUCAGGUUCUCUUGGCUUGCAUAAAGUUUUCUGAAGUCAAAUUUACCAUGAUAUAAAAAUUCUUCUAAUUUUAGAUACUUCUAACAAUAUUAUGGAAAAAAAGGUAGCCUAAGCUGCCAAAAAGAAUUUUCUUAAGUAAAAAAAUGUGCUCAUAUAUAGACGUGGACUAUUAUAGUUUAUGGAAGAGUUACGCUAUGAUAUCAUAAAAAGGUCACUAUUACUAUAUUGUACAUUUGUUCUAGAAAAUAUUUACCUACAUGGAAUAAAGUCCUUAAAGAUGUCUAAACAUUUGGUCUUAAAUAGCCUACAGUAAGCUUUAACAGUAACAGUAAAGAGCAAAUGGGAAUCAUCUAAGUUAUUAAUAAUGUAAUUUUAUGAAUACAAGCAAUGUUCUGUGCAAUGAACCAAGCUUUAUUUUACUGAUAUGCAUCCAUUUCCCUGUUCACUGUGUUUUCUAUGUUGAUUAUCGUGCACAUGUUUUAUUGUUCAUAGAUGUAAUAUGAUACCAUUUUUGGUUUAUUUUCCACGUUAUAAAAUAUCUAAGCACUU